Molecule: messenger RNA, 3511 nt
Organism: Oncorhynchus kisutch (coho salmon)
Lineage: Eukaryota; Metazoa; Chordata; Actinopteri; Salmoniformes; Salmonidae
Product: transcription factor 7-like 1-B
Exons: 9
Coding region: 960-3095 (711 amino acids)
Biological process (GO): regulation of transcription by RNA polymerase II; canonical Wnt signaling pathway; generation of neurons
Cellular component (GO): chromatin; beta-catenin-TCF complex
Molecular function (GO): RNA polymerase II cis-regulatory region sequence-specific DNA binding; DNA-binding transcription factor activity, RNA polymerase II-specific
Source: RefSeq, a predicted model, not a curated record
ACACCAUACCAUCCAUCCAGCCACCCCCGCUCCCCCACCCCAGGACACCUGGUGAGUACACCAUACCAUCCAUCCAGCCACCCCCGCUCCCCCACCCCAAGACACCUAGUGAGUACACCAUACCAUCCAUCCAGCCACCCCCGCUCCCCCACCCCAGGACACCUAGUGAGUACACCAUACCAUCCAUCCAGCCACCCCCGCUCCCCCACCCCAGGACACCUAGUGAGUACACCAUACCAUCCAUCCAGCCACCCCCGCUCCCCCACCCCAGGACACCUAGUGAGUACACCAUACCAUCCAUCCAGCCACCCCCGCUCCCACACCCCAGGACACCUAGUGAGUACACCAUACCAUCCAUCCAGCCACCCCUGCUCCCCCACCCCAGGACCCCUAGUGAGUACACCACACCACCCAUCCAGCCACCCCAGCUCCCCCACCCCAGGACCCCUAGUGAGUACACCACACCAUCCAUCCAGCCACCCCCGCUCCCCCACCCCAGGACACCUAGUGAGUACACCAUACCAUCCAUCCAGCCACCCCCGCUCCCCCACCCCAGGACACCUAGUGAGUACACCAUACCAUCCAUCCAGCCACCCCCGCUCCCCCACCCCAGGACACCUAGUGAGUACACCAUACCAUCCAUCCAGCCACCCCCGCUCCCCCACCCCAGGACACCUAGUGAGUACACCAUACCAUCCAUCCAGCCACCCCCGCUCCCGCAUCCCAGGACACCUAGUGAGUACACCAUACCAUCCAUCCAGCCACCCCUGCUCCCCCACCCCAGGACCCCUAGUGAGUACACCACACCAUCCAUCCAGCCACCCCAGCUCCCCCACCCCAGGACCCCUAGUGAGUACACCACACCAUCCAUCCAGCCACCCCCGCUCCCCCACCCCAGGACACCUAGUGAGUACACCAUACCAUCCAGCCACCCCUGCUCCCCCACCCCAGGACACCUAAUGAGUACACCAUCCAGCCACCCCCGCUCCCACACCCCAGGACACCUAGUGAGUACACCAUACCAUCCAUCUAUCCACCCCCGCUCCCCCACCCCAGGACACCUAGUGAGUACACCAUCCAUCCAUCCAUCCAGCCACCCCCGCUCUCCCACCCUAGGACCCCUAGUGAGUACACCAUACCAUCCAUCCAGCCACCCCCGCUCCCCCACCCCAGGACACCUAAUGAGUACACCAUCCAGCCACCCCCGCUCUCCCACCCCAGGACACCUAAUGAGUACACCAUCCAGCCACCCCCGCUCUCCCACCCCAGGACACCUAGUGAGUACACCAUACCAUCCAUCCAGCCACCCCUGCUCCCCCACCCCAGGACCCCUAGUGAGUACACCACACCAUCCAUCCAGCCACCCCCGCUCCCCCACCCCAGGACACCUAGUGAGUACACCAUCCAUCCAGCCACCCCCGCUCUCCCACCCUAGGACACCUAGUGAGUACACCAUACCAUCCAUCCAUCCACCCCCGCUCCCCCACCCCAGGACACCUAGUGAGUACACCAUCCAGCCACCCCCGCUUCCCCACCCCAGGACCCCUAGUGAGUACACCACACCAUCCAUCCAGCCACCCUCGCUCCCCCACCCCAGGACACCUAGUGAGUACACCAUCCAUCCAUCCAGCCACCCCCGCUCUCCCACCCUAGGACACCUAGUGAGUACACCAUACCAUCCAUCCAUCCACCCCCGCUCCCCCACCCCAGGACACCUAGUGAGUACACCAUCCAGCCACCCCCGCUUCCCUACCCCAGGACCCCUAGUGAGUACACCACACCAUCCAUCCAGCCACCCCCGCUCCCCCACCCCAGGACACCUAUCCAACAAGGUCCCAGUGGUGCAGCAUGCUCACCAUGUCCACCCGCUGACCCCCCUCAUCACCUACAGCAACGAACACUUCUCCCCCGGAACCCCUCCCUCACACCUCUCCCCGGAGAUCCUUGACCCAAAGACAGGCAUUCCUCGGACUCCCCACCCAUCAGAGCUCUCUCCAUACUACCCCCUGUCUCCAGGUGCAGUGGGACAGAUCCCUCAUCCUCUGGGCUGGCUGGUGCCACAGCAGGGCCAGCACAUGUACUCUAUCCCCCCAGGGGGGUUCCGUCACCCCUAUCCCACCCUCGCAAUGAAUGCAUCCAUGUCCAGCUUGGUGUCUAGCCGUUUCUCCCCCCACAUGAUGCCCCACCACCCUCACGGCAUGCACCAGACUGGCAUCCCUCAUCCUGCUAUUGUAUCACCAGCCAUCAAGCAGGAGCCCAACAGUCAUGACCACAUGAGCCCCUCUAUGCAUUCCAGGAAGUCUCCUGGCCCAGCGAAGAAGGAGGAGGACAAGAAGCCCCACAUCAAGAAGCCUCUGAAUGCCUUCAUGCUGUACAUGAAGGAGAUGAGGGCCAAGGUGGUGGCUGAGUGCACUCUGAAGGAGAGCGCUGCCAUCAACCAGAUACUGGGUCGAAGGUGGCACUCACUUUCAAGAGAAGAGCAAGCGAAAUACUAUGAGCUGGCAAGAAAAGAGAGGCAACUCCACUCCCAACUCUACCCAGGCUGGUCAGCACGAGAUAACUAUGGAAAGCGGAAAAAGAGGAAGAGAGAUAAUAAGCCAGACUCAACACCAGAGGACUUCUCAAUCAGGAACAAGAAUCAGUGUGUGCAGUACCUACCCUCAGAGAAGAUGUGUGACAGCCCUGCCUCGUCUCACGGCAGCAUGCUGGAUUCUCCAGCCACACCCUCUGCAGCUCUGGCCUCCCCGGCUGCGCCUGCCGCCACCCACUCAGAGCAGGCCCAGCCACUGUCCCUCACCACCAAACCAGAGGGACGCCUGCACCAUCAUUUCCUAACUGGCAAGCCCUCUGGAUCUGCUUCUUCUUCGUCAUCUUCAUCUUCUUCCUCUUCCUCCUCGUCCCACCCAAGCAUCUCUAUCCCUAUUGGUACUUCAGGCAGCCACUCCGCACCAAUUUUCUCUCGGCCAAUCCCAUUCAGCUCCCUACACCACUCGAUGCUCUCCCCGCCCUCUCCUUUCCAUCAAGCAGCCCUGCAUUCCCAUCAUGCCCUGUUCCAGUCACAGCCCCUUUCCUUGGUAACCAAAUCGUCUGACUAAAUCUACAAAAGCAAUUCCUUUCUCUUUUAUUGUGCUGUAUAUUGCUUUUACUUUUCAAAAAAUAGAUAUUAGAACAACUUUUUUUAAAUGAUGAAAAGGAAGAAAUAUUAUUGGUCAAUAUUUGAUCCCGUCCUUUUCUACUCUCAAUGAAACAAAGUGUAUUUUUUUGUAAAGUUUACUACAGAACUGGUUUCUCCUUUUGAUGCAUUUAUCCAAUGAACCAGUUGUAUAAAAUAACCCAUGUAUAAAAUGUUUAAGAAAAAACAAGGAAAAGAAAAAACCUGAUUUAAUGUUAGUAUUGAGUUUAAUUCAUAGUUUUUGCCAAUUAUUUCAGUAAUUUCAACGAUCCCUUUUAAAUUCCCAAGUGUGUGACCUUCCUUUUGACAUGUUAAAUAAACCUUUGAGAUUGUUUCUUA